AUGGGCCACAACUCGGACAAGAUGUACGUGACCCACUCGGAGCACGCCGCGGGCGCACACACCGCGUCCAGUGGCGGCAAGCGCGCCGAGACGGGCAGGUCGGAGGUCAUGCGUCUUCCCUUUGACAGCUGUGCAUUGUCACUUCAGCCGUUCAAGAACCCCGUCGCUGUUAUUGCCGACACGGAGCCUGGAGAGCAGCUGCGCGCCGACGUGUUUGACUUGCUGAACAUUGUGCCGUACAUCCGCAAGUUCAAGACGAACCCCGUGUCUGGAAAGCCUCUGGAGACGGGCUCGCUGAUCAAGCUGAAUUUCUUCAAGAACGCCGAGGGCAACUACCACGACCCCAUCACCUUCAAGGUGUUCUCGCCGCACGUGCACCUUGUCUUCCUGAAGAGCACGGGCAACGUGUUCGACAUGGCCUCGAUCCAGCUCCUUGCCAUCAAGUCCAAGACGUGGCGCGACCUCGUCAGCGACGAGCCCUUCAAGAGGGAAGACAUCAUCACGAUCCAGGACCCGGCCAACCUCCAGUCGCGCGACUUGCGAGAGUACGACUAUGUCAAGCAGGACAAGAAGGUCGCAGAGGACGAGCUCGCCGGCGACCCUCUCAAGGGCAUCAACGUGGAUGCCGCAGGUGGAGCCAGCAAGGUGCUCAAGAUGCUGGCAGAGAAGACUCGGUCAGAGCAAGCUCAGCAAGCGUCACCUUCAGGUACACCAGGUCCUGAUGGCAAGGAGGACGAGAAGAAGGAGGGUGUGAUCGCGAAGAGGAAGGUUGACCAGAUGGCUUACAAUGCCACCAACUUCACCACCGGCCGUGCGGCUGCGUCAUUGACAAGUACGACUUUUGGCCCGCAGGUCGUCAACGAGCGUGAACUGUUGGACGAGGAGGAGUUGAUGUUCGAGGAGCUCAUGAAGGCGACAAAGGAGAAGGACAGGUUGAAGUCCAAGGCGUACGCGACCAUCAUGACCAAUCUCGGCGGCCUGAAUGUCGAGCUUCACGGCGACCGUGCCCCCAAGACGGUGUACAACUUUAUCCAGCUGGCCAAGGAGGGCAAGUACGACAACACCGUCUUCCACCGCUUGAUACCUGGAUUCAUGGUUCAAGGAGGUGACCCGACUGGCACCGGUCGUGGAGGCAAGAGUUUCUGGGGCGAGCCGUUCAGGGACGAGUAUGCCGAGAAGGGAGCGUUCAAACAUGACAGCCGUGGUGUGCUCUCCAUGGCCAACAGCGGGCCCAACACCAACUCGUCCCAGUUCUUUAUUACCUUCAACGAGACAUCCCAUCUCAACAACAAGCACACCGUAUUCGGGAAGCUUGUUGGCGGUGACGACACGUUGAAGCGCAUCGAGCGUACUACCGUGCGACCAGGAUCGGACCGGCCGACCAAGGACAUUGUCAUCACUGGUGUUCAAGUGUUGCAAGAUCCUUUCGAAGAGUACAAGGUCCGCCUCGCAGCACGCCUUGCUCGCCAGGACCAGUCGGACGAGGCUCUCCGCAAGCGUGCCGCCAAGGCGGCCGAGCGCGAAAAGGACCGCACGACAUGGCUCGGCACCGACCUGGGCGUCAAGGGCGAGUCUACAGCGACGCGCGACGACCGCAAACGCAAGGCCGACGACGCUGGAGUGGGCAAGUACCUCAAGGCUGGCGGCUCGGGAACCAAGCGCGAUGGCCCCGCGGCUGCGCCAGUCGAGUUUGGCGUGGACAAGAAGAAGCGCAAGCCAGGAGGGUUUGGCGAUUUUUCUGGAUGGUGA
Apiotrichum porosum is the source of this 1749-nucleotide messenger RNA. It is a transcript of the gene CYP8, whose product is annotated as Peptidyl-prolyl cis-trans isomerase cyp8. Gene Ontology annotation, cellular component: catalytic step 2 spliceosome. The coding region runs from base 1 to 1749 and encodes 582 amino acids. Gene Ontology annotation, molecular function: peptidyl-prolyl cis-trans isomerase activity; ubiquitin-ubiquitin ligase activity. The transcript has 10 exons. Lineage: Eukaryota; Fungi; Basidiomycota; Tremellomycetes; Trichosporonales; Trichosporonaceae. Gene Ontology annotation, biological process: protein peptidyl-prolyl isomerization; protein polyubiquitination; protein folding. The record is from RefSeq and is a predicted model, not a curated record.